AUGUCAGCUUCAUGCGCUUCUUUACCAAAUUCAUUGAAGUCGGAGCUUUUAGGCAGUAGAAGUUAUUCAAGACUUCAUGCUCACAGAAGCAGAUGCGGAUUGGGUCGGAGAGAUUUUGCGUUUAAAGGAAUUGUCGUCGCUGGAGCUUCUGUAAUGGCGGCCACAGUUGCUGCAGGACCUUCGAGAGCGCAAGGGUUGGAGAAAUUGCCGUUUAAAUCAGAGGGCUACAGUUACUGGACAUGGAGAGAUCGAAAGAUACAUUAUGUGGUCGAAGGUGAAGGGUUCCCCAUUGUUCUAAUUCAUGGGUUUGGAGCUUCGGCAUUUCAUUGGAGGUACAACAUACCUGAAUUAGCAAAAAAAUAUAAAGUCUAUGCCCUAGAUUUGCUGGGUUUUGGAUGGAGUGAGAAGGCGCUCAUUGAGUAUGAUGCUCUGGUGUGGAGAGAUCAAGUCGCGGAUUUUGUGAAGGAGAUAGUUAAAGAACCCACAGUUUUAGUUGGAAAUAGUCUAGGAGGAUUUACUGCUUUGGUGGCGGCAGCAUUGCUGCAGGAUCAAGUGAAGGGGGUCGUAUUGCUAAACAGCGCUGGACAGUUUGGUGAUGCCAUCAAUACACAGCCAGAGGCCGAACAAAAUGCCUUGCAAAAAUUUGUUCUCAAGCCACUGAAGGAGGCUUUUCAGCGCGUGGCUCUUGGGUUUUUGUUCUGGCAAGCCAAGCAACCAGCACGCAUAGAGUCCGUGUUGAAAAGUGUGUAUGUUAAUGCUACCAAUGUGGAUGACUAUCUCAUUGAUUCAAUUACAAGGCCUGCAGAUGACCCAAAUGCUGGGGAAGUUUAUUACAGACUAAUGACGAGAUUCAUGUCGAACCAAAGGAAGUACACACUGGACAGCGUGUUGAGCCAGCUGUCUUGCCCAUUGCUAUUGGUGUGGGGCGACUUGGAUCCUUGGGUUGGUCCUUCUAAAGCUCUCAGGAUCAAAGAAUUCUAUCCAAACACUUCUUUAGUUAACCUACAGGCCGGACACUGCCCGCAUGAUGAAGUCCCGGAGCUCGUGAACGAGGCCCUUUUGGAUUGGCUCUCGACAAUAACACACGCACCUUCUCUUCAAGCUUUAUGA
Molecule: messenger RNA, 1110 nt
Organism: Striga hermonthica
Lineage: Eukaryota; Viridiplantae; Streptophyta; Magnoliopsida; Lamiales; Orobanchaceae
Source: the annotation of a GenBank genome assembly